This is a messenger RNA of Bombyx mandarina (wild silkworm), 3783 nucleotides long. RefSeq names its product alpha-mannosidase 2 (gene alpha-Man-IIa). Gene Ontology annotation, biological process: N-glycan processing; protein deglycosylation; mannose metabolic process. Gene Ontology annotation, molecular function: alpha-mannosidase activity; carbohydrate binding. NCBI's taxonomy places the organism in Eukaryota, Metazoa, Arthropoda, Insecta, Lepidoptera, Bombycidae. The record is from RefSeq and is a predicted model, not a curated record. Gene Ontology annotation, cellular component: Golgi membrane.
UUUGUAUUCAGAAAUUCAGAAAUGAACAUUGUUGAGCUUUAUAUAAAAGUUAAUUCUGACUUAUUAACUGAUUAAUUAAAAGAAGCGCGAAACAUCAAUAAAGCAGUAUGAGGAUCAGACGUUUAUCGGCGUUUUUUUGGAUGACGUGUAUUAUAGCUUUUAUUUUUAUUUUAUACGUGAUGACAGACUUAAGUUUUAAUUUACCUAGUGUUAAACCAGCUAUAAACAUAGAUGAGAACAAGUGGUCUGCCUUUGAAUCAAAAUUACGUCAUAUUGAAAAUGAACUUGAUCAACAUCAUGCUGUUGUUGGUGAAAUAAAAUCAGCCAUGAGCCAAAUUAUAGAACAGUCAAAUGAAUAUCACCCGCCACAGAAAAGACCAAGGCAAAUGCAGAAAAACAAAAAAAUAAGAGAGUUCAAAGUAGUAGGAGAUGAGCCACCAAGGAUGCACAUAAAAUUGAAUGAAUCAACUUGUCCCAUUCAGAAAUUCUCAGUUCCAAAAACUGAUGUGCAGAUGUUAUCCCUGUAUGAAAGGAUUAUGUUUGAUGAUAAAGAUGGAGGUGUUUGGAAACAAGGAUGGAAUAUCGAAUACAAUGAAAACCAAUGGAGUCAGAAAAACAAAUUGAAAGUUUUUAUUGUACCACAUUCACACAAUGACCCAGGUUGGUUAAAAACCUUCGAAAAUUAUUACAAGUCACAAACAAGAGCAAUAUUCAAUAAUAUGAUAGAAAAAUUGAACGAGGGUGUAGGGCGUAAGUUUAUAUGGGCCGAAAUAAGUUUUCUAUCGCUGUGGUGGAAUAACGAUGCUACUGAGAAAGACAAGACUGCUUUCCUGAAUUUAUUGAAAUCAAAGAAACUUGAAAUCGUGACAGGCGGAUGGGUUAUGAACGACGAGGCGAAUUCACAUUGGCUGUCUGUAGUGCAACAAUUGACCACCGGACAUCAGUGGCUACUCGACAAUUUGGGAUAUGUACCCAAAAACGCAUGGUCCAUUGAUCCGUUCGGUUAUUCCAGCGCGCAACCUUACCUCCUCAAGAUAGCCGGUUUCGAUAAUUCCAUGAUACAGAGGGUACACUAUAGAAUUAAGAAAGAAUUGGCUUCGAAUAGACAGUUGGAAUUUAGAUGGAGACAGUUAUGGGAUGGUGUUGGGAAAACUGAUAUGUUCACACAUUUGUUCCCGUUUUAUUCGUACGAUGUUCCUCACUCGUGCGGUCCGGAUCCUAAGAUAUGUUGUCAAUUUGAUUUCAAACGUCUACCCGGUAACGGGGUUACUUGUCCGUGGGGCGUUGCACCCCAGAGGAUAACCCAGAAGAAUGUGGAUGAAAGAGCGUUCAAGAUAUUAGAUCAGUGGAGGAAGAAGGCUCAACUCUACAGAAGUAACGUGUUGUUCUUCCCUCUCGGUGACGACUUCCGGUACGACCGCGCCAACGAGUGGGACAAUCAGUACCAGAACUACGACAUGCUGAUAGAGUACAUCAACAGUAACGAUGCUUGGAACACUGAGGUACAAUACGGUACCCUCGAAGAUUACUUCAAAGCAUUACACGAUGAAGUGAAACUAUCAAACUUCCCGGUACUGUCCGGGGACUUUUUCACGUACGCCGAUCGGAACCAGCACUACUGGAGCGGGUACUACACCUCCAGACCGUUUUAUAAGAACAUGGAUAGAGUUUUACUGGCCUAUGUCAGGGCAGCCGAAAUAAUAACAGCUCAAGCGACGGACACGCAUGCUGUGUCGUACAUAAUGUCGCUUCAGCUGAGGGACCGGGUCGAGCAGGCCCGCAGGUCGCUCUCGCUGUUCCAGCAUCACGACGGCAUCACCGGCACCUCCAGGGACGAGGUCAGGGAGGACUACGCCAAGAAGAUGCUAACAGCAAUAAAAUACAGUCAAUCCGCCAUCCAACAAGCUGCCUACUACUUGCUGAAGCAGCCGCAUAUACAGGAUCAAACGCAAGAGGACAUAUUCCUCGACGUGGACGACAUCUGGCGGCGGCACGACGAAAUACCCUCCAGGAUCACGAUUGCCUUGGACGUGGUGUCUCCUUCCAGGCGCCUCGUGCUGUACAACGCGCUGGCGUUCAGAAGACAAGAAAUAUUAACAGUGCUAGUGUCAACCCCGCACGUUGAAGUUUUUGAUCCAGAGGGUGAACCGAUAAUGGCACAAGUAUCCCCCGUGGUCGCAGGGGAGAGGCGUCUGGGUCUCGCCAACAAUAAGUACCAGCUGUCCUUCCCGGUCACCAUCGGACCUCUCGCUUUAACCGUCUAUUCGGUGUCACUGAGGGACGCGAUGAGUAUCAACAAAUACACGUCAUUCUCUCACGUGCGCAUAUACAACGCGGACUACUGGAGCGUGGAUCUACCGAAGAUGUUCCCGAUCGAGCAGCCGUCGGCGCGACUCAACGAGGACGUGAGCUUCCAGGCGGGGAACAGCACCAGGGUCGUCACCAACAUGAACGGGCUCGUCAAAACCAUUGUGUCGAGGGACGGGGUGGCCACUCCCGUGCACAUGGACUUCGUGCAGUACGACACGCAGAAGGGGCGGGACAACAACAGCGGAGCCUACCUGUUCAUACCGAGCGGGCCCGCCAAGGACUUCAAGUCGGAUCCGUACCCCGAGAUCGUGGUCACCGAAGGCAUACACAAGUCCACGCUCUACGCCGCCCUCGUCGGACCCAAAACCGCAGAAAUUAUACUCUCGGUGACGGUGUACAACAACCCGUCGUUGCCGCACGCCGAGCUGGAGGUCAGCAGCGCGCUGCUCAUCGACCCGCAGGUGGACGAUUUGGAGCUGGCGCUGCGGCUGUCCACAAGCGUCCGGAACGGAGACGUCUUCUAUACAGACUUAAAUGGGAUGCAGAUGAUAAAACGUCGUUACUUCGAGAAGAUUCCGCUGCAGGCGAAUUUCUACCCGCUGCCCGCCGCCGCCUACAUCGAGGACGAGAACAUCAGGUUCACGGUGCUCACUUCCACUCCGUUAGGAAUGGCCGCCUUACAGCCGGGACAAAUUGAGGUGAUGCAAGACAGGCGCCUGAGCAGAGACGACAACCGAGGCAUGAACCAAGGCGUGCUGGACAACGUGAGGACGCGCCACACAUUCAGGCUCAUAGCGGAGCCGGCCCUCGGGCACUGCGCCAAGCCGCCGUCUGAUCACCCGAGCGGGUGGCUGACGCUGGGUAGUCACGUGUCGCAGCAGAUGCUCCUGCAGCCGCCGCUCGUGCUGCACUACACGCCGCGCGGCGACGAGCCCCGCCCCAACUACCAGAAGGCCUCCGUCAACGCCGCCGACAUCGUGCUGGCCUCCUACAGAACCCACACCACCACUAAGAAGGAAGGCACGAAUUUACACGGGAUGGGGCUGACGUUCCAAAGGGUAGCCCUCGACACGUGCUACGGUCACAAGGACACCGUCGAAGCGUAUCCGCUAAGUGACGGACAGUUCCGUCUGUCAGAUUUGAUAGACGUGAAAUCAGAUCGUGUUUACGAAAGCACGUUGACUUUCAAUCAGAUAGACAAGCAAGUGUUAGACGGAAUCAUCACGCUGUGCCCCAUGGAGAUCCGGUCCGUGUUCGUCAAUCAAACUAUAAGGAACGGAUGAAAUUAAAUAACAUUUAGUGUAAUAAUUAUGUUAAUACUUUUGUUGGUACUUUAUUAUAUCGACGGGUGAAAGGCUUAUGCGACAUUUGAUUGCAAUGUUUAUAAUUUAAGUUUACAGGAGAGCCAUUUAGAGGUUGAAAUUUAGAAAAAAUAUCAUAACAAAUUAAUUCUUCAGCUAUUUGAAUGGGAUU